UCUGCGAUCGACUAACCACGUCUCAUCGUUGACAGUUCAGUGUACGACAAUGGCAGGGGUCGAAGCUACACAACCUGCCCAGGCUGAUAUUUCCAAAACUAGCAACGUGCCAGCUGAAGGAUAUGACAAGAAAUGUAUUUUCUGCAAGAUAGUAAACAAUGAAAUGGGAACGGAGCUUCUUCACUGUGAUGAAGAGAUCUCAUGUUUCAGAGACAUCAAACCUGGAGCUCCCCACCAUUACCUGGUCGUCCCAACUAGACAUGUUGGGAACUGCAAAUCACUCAGCAAAGAACAUGUGCCUUUAGUGAAACGGAUGGUUGAGACAGGGAAGGAGAUCCUCCAGAAGAACAAUGUAACAGAUCUCAGUGAUGUCAGGUUUGGUUUCCACUGGCCCCCAUUCUGUUCUGUUACACACCUACACCUUCAUGUCUUGGCACCUGCCAGUCAAAUGGGCUUCAUGUCCCGCCUCUUCUACAGACUCAAUUCCUAUUGGUUUAUCACGGCAGACCAGCUGAUUGAGCUUCUCAGCUCUAAAGAGGAGACCAACUGAUCACUUGAAUUCAGUUCUUGCAGUACUUGGCUGUGAUGCAGUGACUGAGACAUCCGCCUUCUUGCAGAUGUCAUGUUGGUUGGUACACACUCAUGUUAAGUUGCCGUCUGUUUGACCACAGCAAAUGGCAUUUGGAUUUCUAUGAUAUUUGUAACAAGUGACCACUUAGGUUUUUAGUUUUAUGAAAACUUUUCAGAUGACGCCAAGUAAAAGCUUGAAUGAAGCCAAAUCUUGUUUCUUGCUGCUUGAUACUUGUCAGACAAAAGUUCCAAGAGUAUAUGUUUUUAUGGUUUUACAGAAAAAAUGAAUUAAAUCAUUCAUCACCAUCAUUACUCUGCCAUAAAAAAAAUAUAUUAAUUUUAUGGACCAAGUAAUGUACAGACUCAGAUCUUUUAAUGCAUUUAAUGCAUUCUCUCUCUCUUCUGAAUGCAAAGGUGAGUUGAAUAGAAUAGAUUUACUGAGGUGACUUGUAUUUGUAUUUUCAUUAUCAUGUUGCAGAAAUGCUUCAUGAGCUGGUUUCCUGUCAUGCAGGGCUGCUUUAGUGCUUUGCAGAUCUGACUUUCAACAUGUAUUAACUGAAAUGUAUUUAAAACUCUUUAAAAAUGAAUUUGUAAAAUUCAUACCUUGAGAUAAUUUAUUAGACAGCUGCUUAUACCACGAGUUCCUCAGCUAUGUUGAGUUACCUCUUUACUGUUGGAUCAAACUACGGAGUGACAUCUUCGUUAAUCAUUUACAUGAUUCCUUUACAGUGGAGGCAACUGAGUAAUCCUCUGACACAGAGAGUAAAGUGUGGUACACUCAAUGAUCUCAACAAGCACUGAAAUACAAUGGGGCAUUUACUCAUCUCAUGUUUGAGUUUAUGUAAUGUCUCAAAACUGGGUUAAGAUAUAUAUAAAAUGAACACGCUGGAUGGUGCAUGAAGUGAAUGUUAUUACUGCUAUAGUAUACUAUAUUAAUGGAAUGUGAAGAAAUCACACUGUAUGUACUAUACAAACAUAUAUGCACUUUCUGAAUUGUUAAUUUAGAAUAAAAAAUAUACAAUA
Messenger RNA from Lates calcarifer (barramundi perch), 1593 nucleotides. It is a transcript of the gene hint3, whose product is annotated as histidine triad nucleotide binding protein 3. The record is from RefSeq and is a predicted model, not a curated record. Lineage: Eukaryota; Metazoa; Chordata; Actinopteri; Centropomidae. Gene Ontology annotation, molecular function: catalytic activity. The transcript is spliced from 5 exons. Bases 50 to 550 code for a protein of 166 amino acids.